AUGGCGACCCAGUAUGCGCGAGUCUCUUCUCUCGACACUUAUUUUGAUGAUUCCGCAAACGAAGUGGAUAGGCAGCACCAACACGUGAGGGAGCGAACAUCGACAAGCCAAUUGCCAUCUCUGGACGCCGAAGACCGCGAGAGAAAGGCGGCUUUAUCCCACCCAUAUAAGGUCGCUACUGAUAGUCGACCUCCGAUUUCAUCGACUGGGGAGGAUCACGAUCCUGCCGACCCUCGCUCGGCAGCUGAUUUGUGUCCAAGGAGAUCUUGGGCGAGCACCCUCUACAACUCCUGGUUCUGGGAGGUGACGUUGCUUUUUGUGAGUACUGUGGCUCUUGCCGCAGUCGUUAUUUUGCUCUUUCAUUGGAACGAAAAACCGCUAUCUCGGUGGCCAAGCAUCUUUGAACACUUCGGUGUCUACGUUGGGAACUAUACCCAAAUCUGGACUGGCCUUGUUCAUUGGAGCUUGCUUUGGCCAACAAAAGUGGACCUGGUUCGCACAACAUACGGAUACCCUCAAAGUCCUGGAUACCUUCGACGCCGCGAGUCGAGGUCCUCUAGGAAGCACCCACCUCGCUUAUCAGCUCUUCCCCCGAUGGAGUUGGUCUUCCUUCACCUGUUUUGUCCUCCUGAUUAG
Exophiala dermatitidis NIH/UT8656 is the source of this 636-nucleotide messenger RNA. RefSeq lists its product as uncharacterized. The transcript is spliced from 2 exons. The record is from RefSeq and is a predicted model, not a curated record. NCBI's taxonomy places the organism in Eukaryota, Fungi, Ascomycota, Eurotiomycetes, Chaetothyriales, Herpotrichiellaceae. The coding region runs from base 1 to 636 and encodes 211 amino acids.